This is a messenger RNA of Tigriopus californicus, 2183 nucleotides long. Its product is annotated as leukocyte elastase inhibitor-like. Bases 717 to 2024 code for a protein of 435 amino acids. The transcript has a single exon. Gene Ontology annotation, molecular function: serine-type endopeptidase inhibitor activity. NCBI's taxonomy places the organism in Eukaryota, Metazoa, Arthropoda, Copepoda, Harpacticoida, Harpacticidae. The record is from RefSeq and is a predicted model, not a curated record.
CUUGCUUAAAACGCAACACUGGCCGGAUAUGAAUGUGGUUGGCAAAUCCUCCUGGUUUUUUUUGGUGUCCUAGCCCCUCAAUGCGAUGGUUGAGCGGUUGUGUCCUCCAUUUAAAGUCGUUCGUCUCGCGGAGAGGAGUGUUCAGUAGAUGACAUUCAAUGAAAGUGUGCAGACGUGAAAGGAAUACUCUGGCCAGUAAAGAGCUCUUGCAACACCCCCGUUCGUUGGGAGCGCUCUGUUCUAUUGCACUACCUACCCGAGGGGUACAGUAUCCCUCCAGUCCCGGACACUCACUCUGUGGUGUGUGUGGUGUGGCUGGCAAGUGAGUGUGGAAGUGUAGUCUGUAGCCCGUAAAAUUCCCCGCUUUGAAGUGCUGCUCUGCGUACGUAAGCUCUAUCGGAAAUCUCAACCAGCUGCGUCGUCCAGGGAUGGUUGCGGUGAGCGACGAUGGUUUUGUCGUCAGUCAAAUUUGAGAUCCAACAGCUGCCAUUGAUUCCAGAAAAGUAACCUUGUACACUAGUGAUUCUCGUCGUAGAAACGAGGAAGUAAUUUCCGCCUGAGUCAAGAACGUGAUCUUGGAAAGAAACUGAGAUCAGUGUCGUUUGGUGAGGCAACAACAUAAAACAACCCCUGAAAAUUGUUGGAAGAAAGAUAGAAAUAAAAAGGAGAAGAAGAAGAAGAAGAAAAGAACCACCAUCUUGGAAAGUGGAGACGUCAUGAAUUCUUUUCAAAGUCUGAUUCUGCUCCUGGGCCUUGUUGCCGCCGUUCGUGGUGUCGCGGUAAAUACCGAAUGUCUAGGGAACCAUGAAGACCAUUUCUUAGAGGACCCCGUGCCUGAAGAGAUCAAGGUUAUUCUUGACGAUGGCGAAAGAGCGUUUGGGGUCAAUUUGAUCAAAUCACUCUUCCAUGACUUCAAUACGACUGGUAUUCACAAGAAUAUUUUCAUCUCACCUGCCAGCAUCUACCAAACCUUGAUGCUGGCCUACUUUGGCGCCAAAGACCAGACGGAGAGUGAGUUGGCCAAAACGUUGGGCUUCGAAGGUCAAGUGGAAAGAGCGGAUGUCAUCAAAAACUAUCUGUUCGAGAGGGCGUUCCAGGCCAUCCGAGAGCGAGAUCCCAACCUGGGAUACACGCUCACCCACGCCAAUAAGUUCUACUUUGACCGCACUCUACCAUUGAAUGAAUGUCUGCAAUUGGUUCUGCAAGCUGAAUUGGAGGCCUUGGACUUUGCUCAGCCAGAGAAGGCUCGGUCGGUCAUUAACCAGUGGGUGUCCCAAAAGACCCAUGACAAGAUCCCCAAGCUUCUGCCCGCUGGAUCCUUGGACAAUACCCGAGUGGCUCUGGUGAAUGCCGCCUACUUCAAGGGACAAUGGGUCUCCAAAUUUGAGGCCGAGCAAACCAAAACCAACAACUUUUUUGUCCGUCGAGACAAGAUUACCAUGACCGAAUUCAUGGAGCAAAAGGGCAAGUUCAACUACUACACCUCGGAAGAGCUUCGAUCCCACGUGCUCGAAAUGCCCUACAACGGGGAUGAAGUGUCCAUGGUUGUCAUCCUCCCUCCAUUUGAAGACGAUAGUUUGUACCAAACUGUUUCAAGACUCACUCCCAAGAGCCUCCGAGGCGUCAUGGCCGAAGUCAAGUCGGGUUUCUACCAAGUGGACGAUCUCACGGUCAAGCUGCCCAAGUUCAAGAUCGAGCAAGAGUUUCAGCUGGAGGAUACUCUGGCCAAAUUGGGUCUGGAGACCAUUUUCGGCGGGGAUUCGAACCUAAGUGGGUUCCUCUCGGAUAAGGCCGGCGAAGAUGUGGCUGAUGUGACCCUCUCCAAAGCCAUCCACAAGUCCUUCAUCGAAGUCAAUGAGGAAGGCAGUGAGGCCGCGGCUGCCACGGCCUUGUUCGAGUUCCGAUCGGCCAGGCCAUUGUUUCACACUGAGUUCAUCGCCGAUCAUCCCUUCAUUUUCCUCAUCUAUGACAAGCCCACGGACACCGUGUUGUUCUUCGGCAUGUAUCAAGAUCCAAAGAAAUAAUAGUCUUACGUCUUACUUUGCUCUCGUUUCACUUUCAUGGAGUUAUGACUUCUGUACUGGCACUUUCAUUAAGAAAGGAACAGGCAUGACUUGUGUAUUUGUAUAUUUAUUAUGAAAGAUGUUCCCUGAGAAGAAAAAUAUAUACACUCUUUCUACGAA